Sinocyclocheilus anshuiensis is the source of this 1245-nucleotide messenger RNA. RefSeq names its product synaptosomal-associated protein 29-like. The record is from RefSeq and is a predicted model, not a curated record. Gene Ontology annotation, biological process: synaptic vesicle priming; synaptic vesicle fusion to presynaptic active zone membrane; exocytosis. The annotation marks the transcript as partial. The transcript has 5 exons. NCBI's taxonomy places the organism in Eukaryota, Metazoa, Chordata, Actinopteri, Cypriniformes, Cyprinidae. Gene Ontology annotation, molecular function: SNAP receptor activity; syntaxin binding. Gene Ontology annotation, cellular component: SNARE complex; plasma membrane.
GAUGAUGAUGAAGAGGACUCGAAGCCUCGAAGAGGCUUUAACUUUGAGGACGAUCCGGAGGAGAGUUCGCUGAGUCCGGCGGAGAGACGGCAGAGACAGCUGCAGCAGGAAGUGAUGCGCACAGCGCAGUCGGCCGUGGACAGCAGCCACCGCUCGCUCGGACUCGUCUACGAAUCGGAGAAAGUCGGAGCCGAGACGGCGGAGGAACUGAUUCGUCAGGGUGAGGCUUUGAAACGGGCAGAGAAGAUGAUUGACAACAUGGAGCAGGACAUGAGGACGAGCCAGAGGCACAUAAACACCAUUAAGAGUGUGUGGGGUGGCAUGGUCAACUAUUUCAAAGGCAAACCUGAACCUCCCAGACCUGCACAAAAGGAGCAGCCCGUGUCCUACGAGGCCAACAGCAGGUUACAGAACGCGCUUACGGAGAGCAAACAGCAGGAAGACAAAUAUCAAGCCAGCCAUCCCAAUCUCAGGAAACUGGACACAUCUGGAUUCGGAGCUUCUGCUUCGCUGGAUAACGGGCCGUCCGAUCAGAACGGACAUCCCAAGAACAAACAGCUACGGGCCGCCCAUCAACAGCUGGACAGUAACCUCGAUGAAAUGUCGUUGGGUUUGGGCCGACUGAAGAAUCUGGGGCUGGGGCUGCAGGCCGAGAUCAAUGACCAGGAUGUUUCUCUGGACGCUUUGCUCAAUAAGGUCGACACGAUGGACGGCAAGAUCGGCUCCACCAACCGGCAGCUCAAAAACCUCAAAUAGACUCCCAGAGUGACGUCACUUCCUGGAGGUGUGGCCGAGGUGAUCCAAAACACCUGCUUGAUGAAACAUUUCUGGUGUGUGUGUUUAUGCAUAUGAGAAACAUGAGGUGGUUUAUUGAGAAGUUCAGCACUCAUCAUUUCAAUUCUGUCUUCGUUUAAUCAUCAGAAAGAUAUCGAGCUGCCUUAAAGUUCACUGAUUUCAGAUGUUGACUGAUUCUCGUUGCAUUUCACCACAGUCUAUACACGAGUCACUAUUGUGAAUGCACACCACGAAAUAUCCACUAACCUGAGGGCGAAUUUGUGUUAUUUUCCUUUAGUUAUUUUCUUUUUCAGAUAUAUAUUAUGCUGGCUUUGUAUGACAUACCAGACUGAAAAUCUGUGAACGUUUGUUUCUGCGUCAUCUGUAAAUGUUGACCUCCUAUUAAAGCAAACGAUUUCUGUCCGCUGAAUGUGACGUAUGUGAACGUAAAUAAAAUAUGUUUUAAUUCGA